AUGUUUUGGCUCUCGCAUACUUUUACAGACCCCUGGGGCAUCACCGAAAGCACAGUCCUCAGAUGGCAGGAGAGAUGUGUUAUUGGAGAGAAAGUAGAACUGCUCCGGCAGGCGAGCCUAUUCUUCCUAGACGAGGACGCCGACUUUCUUCGUCUAGCGAAUUACGAGACUGAUGAAGCCUUCGACUACGUUGCUCAUGCAGCUGUCGAUCUCAUUCGAGGGUUUCAUCACGCAUCAUUGCAAAAGGACUACAUUUCGAAGAAGGGCGCACGUGAGUGGUCAGACAUAUCAAAGUCGGCAGCUAUCCUCUUGCUGAGGCACGGCAUCCAGAAAGCCUCGGAGCAAAACGCAGACUUGAUCCAGUUUCUCUCCAAGCUCGAUAGACUCCCGGAGGCCUCAGCAUCAAGAAUACAACAUGUGUUCAGAGCCUGGGAUCCAUAUGGGAGGAAAUGUCCAGCACGGGUCUUGCGCCAGAGACUCUCCGAAUCGUUCAGCUGGAACGCGCCACAAAAAGAUUCGCCUAUGUAUUGUGUUGCGGAAAACCAGCUGUUGAUGACAUGUCCGGCCACUGAACUGAUUCUUGGAAAGAGCCGAGAGAUCUUUGUGGUCAAGGACUAUGAAUGUGCCACAAUGAGGGUAAUACGAGAGUUCUUGAGCAGGCUUUGGGACUGGUUUACGUUCUGA
Colletotrichum abscissum is the source of this 684-nucleotide messenger RNA. RefSeq lists its product as uncharacterized. The record is from RefSeq and is a predicted model, not a curated record. The coding region runs from base 1 to 684 and encodes 227 amino acids. NCBI's taxonomy places the organism in Eukaryota, Fungi, Ascomycota, Sordariomycetes, Glomerellales, Glomerellaceae. The transcript has a single exon.